Messenger RNA from Ipomoea nil (Japanese morning glory), 828 nucleotides. RefSeq lists its product as uncharacterized. The transcript has a single exon. Lineage: Eukaryota; Viridiplantae; Streptophyta; Magnoliopsida; Solanales; Convolvulaceae. The record is from RefSeq and is a predicted model, not a curated record. Bases 1 to 828 code for a protein of 275 amino acids.
AUGUCGUUUCUCAACGUGCGCGACCAGCCCAUUACUCUCCAAGAACUUGCAGAUCUCUUGGGCGCAGAGGAAUUUAUGACGCGCGGUGGUCCCAGAGGUGGCUCGCCGGCCGCUUUCACGGCGCAAAUGGGCAGCCAGAAGGGCCGCGGUUCUGGGCACAAUAACGGUGGCCGUGGUUCUGGCCAGAACAACGGUCAAAACAGCAGCCAAACCGGCCAACCGCGUGGUGGUGGCGGUCGCCGUGGUGGAGGACGUAACGGCAACUGGCAACCCAAGUGUCAAAUUUGUCAUGUGCUAGGUCAUACUGCUUCCAUAUGCCAUCUUUGGUGUGCCAAGGAUCCCCAGGCUAAUGUCAUAUAUCAAGAAACUCCUUUGGAUCCUCAAGGUUCCCACACUUGGCUUCGAGAUACAGGUGCCACCAAUCAUGCCACUCCAAACAUCGCUGCUCUCUCCUUCUCGGAGGACUACAAAGGUAAUGACACAUUACGUGUCGGUGAUGGUAUGAGAUUACCUAUUAGUCAUAUUGGUCAUGCUAUCUUUAAUUCUCCCUUUAGAUCUUUUCAAUUUUCUAAUAUUCUUCAUGUUCCUAGUUUGUCUACAUCUCUAUUGUUUGUUCAAAAAUUUGCAUCAGAUAAUAAGGUGUUCUUUGAGUUUCACCCAUCCUUUUUUGUUGUGAAGGAUAUCAACACCAAUGAAAUUCUUCUACGGGGUAACAGCUCUGGGGGGCUUAACAAACUUCCCAUUCCGAGUUCGUCACCAACUGCGUUUCUUUCGGCUAGAACCUCAGUAUCUGUGUGGCGUAAUCAUCUUGGUCAUCCUCAUCAAUGA